Molecule: messenger RNA, 1338 nt
Organism: Rhinichthys klamathensis goyatoka
Lineage: Eukaryota; Metazoa; Chordata; Actinopteri; Cypriniformes; Leuciscidae
Gene: tamalin
Product: trafficking regulator and scaffold protein tamalin
Exons: 8
Coding region: 183-1334 (383 amino acids)
Molecular function (GO): protein binding
Source: RefSeq, a predicted model, not a curated record
UCCUAACUCGACGAGUCUGUCCGCAGAUGCUGUUGCUGCUGCUGAGCUAGAGCUGGGGAUUAUUGCACAAGUCAAAGUGUAGGCUGUUGCCGAGUGGGUGUCUCCUCGCCCACACUCAGUACUUUUCAUCUCUCGCUCUUCUUUCAUCCAGUGUUACUUGUUUAUUGAGUGACACGCGGACUAUGAAAAAUAUGACUUUCCGACGCGUAAAGAAGCUGAACUCAAAAGAGCCGGACAGCGGUUCGUUGUGUCAUGACAGUGGAGAUAUCUACUUUACCUCCUCCAAAUCGGACAGCUGUACUGUGGACCGUGGACCCUCAAACUCCACUGAGGUGUAUAAUUAUAAGACCCUCGCUUACUCUGGAGGGACCCUACCAAGGAAUUUUAAAAAGAACGGCGGGCUGCAAAAAUGGAAGCCCCUCUCACAGUCUCCAGAACCACAAAGGAAAACGGUGAUCCUGGAGAAGAAAGAGGAGGAGGCCUUUGGCUUUGAAAUCCAGACAUACGGACUGCAUCACCAGAGUGAGAACUCGGUGGAGAUGUGCACCUUUGUUUGCAAAGUUCACGAAGACAGUCCUGCCCAACUUGCAGGCCUUAAAGUCGGAGACACGAUUGCCAGCGUGAACGACACUUCUGUGGAAGGCUUUCGCCAUAAAGAAAUCGUCCAGCUCAUUAAAUCAUCAGGCAACGACAUUAGGCUAGAAACGGUCUACAGCAACUCUAUUAGAAAAGCAGAAUUGGAAGCCCGACUGCAGUAUCUAAAGCAAACCCUGCAUGAGAAAUGGGAUGAAUACAGAUCUCUAAUGGUGCAAGAACAGCGGCUUGUGCAUGGCAUCGUAAUGAGUGACGUGGCUGUGUACGAGUCUCUAGAGUCAGCCGGCGUGUACGGUAGUCUGGGAGCUCCGAGCCCGGCGGCCAUGCGCGCGUUACAUGGCACCGGUAGCACGAGCAGCAGCGUGAGCCACCUCAGUGCCGCCACGGCCGAGGACGAUCCACUCUACCAAACCUGCAUCUACCAGGGGGAACGUGGCAACAACACCAGCAACGACGAGCUCGACACAAACCAAGAGAAGACUCAAAGCGGCCGCCCACGGAUCACCCGACCCGCCAGCGAGCUCUUCGCUACUGCCAAGACAACCCUGACCCGCAGCGCCAGCACACGCAGCUACAUGAGGGGCCCGGCAUCGUCCUCGGUCCCUAAUGGAGAAAAACAGCAGUCCGGAGGGUUCAGCACACUGCAGCGCAAACCCAAACAGAAGAGCUUCAGGCGGAGGCUGUUGAAGUACAUUCCCGGACUAAACCGACCCCUGGAAGAGGAGGAAAGCAAACUGUGAGAAA